AUGCCACGCAUCAUUUGUCCAGCAUUCUUGUUCGUCUCGCUCAUCCUUGGCGCAAUCAUCUCGCAAAGUCAGGCAGUCAUCAUAUGGAGUGAGUGAGCUGCGCACAAGAUACAUCGUCUUCUUCGAGACGAGCUGCUGACGCCUAGUCUGGAUGUCUGCUCGCGCAGAAGUAACCAGUCAACCACAAAGCUUUCCGCCUGAUUCGCAGAGACAAAUCUUUGAGGCCAAUUGCGGAAAAACAGCGGCGGGUUUUGGUGAUCACGAUCCCGUCAACACUUAUUUUCGUUUGCAGGGUGACACAACCUUGCUAGCCAUGUGCGGCUCCAAGUCGUGAGUUUUCAAGGGUCGACGACGAGUGUGAUUUGCACCAAAUGAGACGUCCACUCUUCAAAUUGACAGGACGGAUGCCGACUACGGAGCAGCUACUAUCACGGCUCUCGGUCAGACGUACCCUGGCUGGAAGUUUGUGGCCACCGACUCUUGAUUGGAUAAGAGGGCGACCGACGCUUUGGCCGUCCUUCCUGCGGGGUUGCACAGAUUUGCGAUUCUUUGUCAAAGCAGGUCAAGCGUUUGCAGUAGCCAAAGCGCUCGAGCAAUGCCAUCAUCGAUACAUCUUGAUAGUAGAGAUAGUUUGUGAGCGGUUUAUCCUAACCCUAAACCAAACGAGAAGGCCUUGUCAUCCCUGAUUGCAGGGUAGUUUCUCAGUCGAUCCGCUCUUGUGAGAAAUGCACAUGUGAGGGUCUUGCACUCAGGCCCUCACUCCGACACGCCCGUACCAUCGGUCAGUCCUCUCUUCAGAAGAGCACGAGCCGUCAAUAGGCUUUCGAGAACAAGCUUACGUUUGUAAUGGUCAUAACCCGCGAGAGAGAAGAGCGUUGAGCACCAUUGUGGGCACCACAGACGGGGUUGAGUACUCACGACUGAAGUGGAGAUGACAGUGCUAUGCUGUUUGUGCAGAGAACAUGCAGGUGGACUCUGCAGGUACAACGGCAAAGGAGAUGGAGAAGGCAACAGAGACAGCAACGGCUGCACCACAGACUUCAACAGGGCGGGCUCUGCAGCCUUUGGCUUUGCCACGCACUCCAGCUCCGCGCAGAAGCUUCCAGUAAAGCGGUCUGCAGCGAGAAAGUCCUUUUGACUCGGCAUCUGGCAGCAGCAUUCAUUCACCAACACCGUCCCUUGAUUGCGGGACAAAAAAGUUGAGGAUGGGCCUUGGCUCUGCAGCUAAGGUCUAUCGAAAUCAGGCAGUCAUUUUUCCCAGCUCCUCUCUUGCAUUUGCCACAUCAGAAGCUGACUCUGGCCACCACCUAUGAGCGCGGUCUACUGCAUCCUCAUCAGCAUCAGCAUCUCUGACCCACCUCGCCUUUCCUCUCCAAGACAUGGCUAGAGCUGAGCAGUGGGCCAAGGAACAUGGGCCCUCUGGAUUUUGAGGCCAUGAGCCCUUUCUUGUCUUGUGCACUUCUGAUCACGUCGCGCACUGGGCAGCUGUCUGGUUUGCUGCAUUCCGAGGAGGAAUGGGUGUCACAGCUAUCCGCAACAUGAUGGGAUUAUCUGGCGUUCACAGCCGCAGAGGCAAGUUUAGCUGGUUGGCCUCCAUGGGCUCGUAUCAAGAAAUGCUGGCACUCAAAGACCAGGCCAAGGGUACGGGCCUUGCACCCCAGUUUUUGAACCUUGCCUUUCUCAACGGACCUGCCUAUCCCAAGCUUCACACGCACUGGCCAGUGCUGCAGGACGUGACGGGUUAG
This is a messenger RNA of Ceraceosorus bombacis, 1745 nucleotides long. The record is from the annotation of a GenBank genome assembly. Lineage: Eukaryota; Fungi; Basidiomycota; Exobasidiomycetes; Ceraceosorales; Ceraceosoraceae.